AUGAUUGACUUCACCGAAGUCAACCGGAAAUACUUCGACCAACUGGCCACCACAUACCAGGAUCGAUUCGCCAGAGCCGUCAAGACAAUCACCGAGCAGACCCAGCAACAUCGUCUAUGGCUUAGUGAUCGAUGGACCGACACGGCAGCGGGUCAGGGCCAGGAGGUCAAAAUGCUGGAGUAUGCCUGUGGGCCAGGUACAGUAUCAAUGGCCCUCGCCCCGUUCCUCACAAAUGUGGUGGGCAUCGACGUCGCCAGCAACAUGGUAGAUGAGUACAACCGGAAUGCACAGGCUGCCGGGCUCGGCGAGAAAGUAACCGGCCAUGUGGCUGACUUGCUCGCCGAGUCUGUUCCCGCCGAAUUCUCGGGCCCGGAGUUCAACGACUUCGACGUCGUGACGGUCAGCAUGGCGCUGCACCACUUCGAGCACCCGGACCAAGCCCUGAAGCGGCUAGCAGCACGGUUAAAGCAGGGCGGCGUGUGUUACAUUAUCGAUCUCGUGGCACAAGCCUCACAUGGUCAUGGUGAUGACCAUGGCCACGAUCACGGCCAUUCUCACGGGCACACGCAUCGCCGCCAGAGUCUUGAUCUGGACGACGCAGCGGCAACUAUCAAGACGCACGGGUUCUCGCGCGCAGAUAUGCUGAAUCUGUUUGAAGACGCCGGAUUGACUGUCGGGUUCGAGCACAAGGUGCUCUCGGAGCCGCUUGAGCUCACCAAAGAUGGAAAGGCCAUCACCAAGACGGUGUUUAUUGCUCGGGCCCAGCGGGUCUAA
Messenger RNA from Penicillium alfredii, 774 nucleotides. RefSeq names its product class I SAM-dependent methyltransferase. The coding region runs from base 1 to 774 and encodes 257 amino acids. The record is from RefSeq and is a predicted model, not a curated record. Lineage: Eukaryota; Fungi; Ascomycota; Eurotiomycetes; Eurotiales; Aspergillaceae. The transcript has 3 exons.